Messenger RNA from Candidula unifasciata, 876 nucleotides. Lineage: Eukaryota; Metazoa; Mollusca; Gastropoda; Stylommatophora; Geomitridae. The record is from the annotation of a GenBank genome assembly.
AUGGCAGCAAUAAAUGCAGAUCUGUCGGUUAAUGGCUAUACCUUUGAAGACAUCCAAACUUUGGCUAAGGAGAUUCUGAAGCACACAUCUCUGCGUCCAAAAAUUGCACUUAUUUGCGGAACCGGCCUAGGAGGUAUUGCUGAAGUGGUGGAGAAUCCUAUCACAGUGCCUUACGAAUCUAUACCAGGAUUUCCUGUUAGCACAGUGGAAGGGCAUUCCGGAAAUUUUGUAUUUGGUACACUUGGUGGCAAGCAAGUCUUGUUGAUGAGAGGCCGACUGCACUACUAUGAGGGCUACCCCAUGUGGAAGGUAGCAAUGCCAGUUCGUGUCAUGAAGGCCAUGGGGAUUGAAACUCUCCUGUUGACGAACGCAGCUGGGGGUCUGAACCCUAAGUACAACACAGGGGACUUGAUGAUCAUCAAGGAUCACAUUGACCUGCCUGGUUUAACUGGUGAAUGUGUGCUGAUUGGGAAAAAUGAUACAAGGUUUGGCCCUAGAUUUAUUGCAACAAAUGCAACUUAUGAUCAUGAUCUGAGGUCAAAGUUCAAGCAGGUGGUCCUGGAACUUGGUUAUGGAAACAUUUUACAGGAGGGCGUCUAUAUCAUGAUUGGAGGACCAACAUUUUCAUCCGCUGCCGAAGCUCGUGUCCUGAGAAUGUUUGGUGCUGAUGCUGUUGGCAUGAGUACAGUCCCUGAGUCUGUGGUUGGCCGCCAUAGCGGCAUGAGAAUAUUUGGCGUCUCACUCAUCUCUGACAUGGUUGACAUGGAGGACGGAUCCAAAUUUCUGGUUACUCACGAAGAUGUCCUUAAGACCGCCAAUGAAAGGGCCUUGCUGAUGCAGAAAGUGUUCGUUAAAUUUAUACACUUAAUUGAUUAA